Diabrotica virgifera virgifera (western corn rootworm) is the source of this 921-nucleotide messenger RNA. RefSeq lists its product as uncharacterized. The coding region runs from base 215 to 589 and encodes 124 amino acids. Lineage: Eukaryota; Metazoa; Arthropoda; Insecta; Coleoptera; Chrysomelidae. The record is from RefSeq and is a predicted model, not a curated record. The transcript has 3 exons.
GAAGAGGUCAAGGCCGCAUUUGAAAAACACGAACGUAGGAUCACCUGCAUAGGGUUUAAUAACAUUAGGAGUACCGUAAAUAAGAAAAAUUUAAUUUAUUGAUAAGUAAAACUAAACAUUUCAACUUCAUCCCCUGGUAAUAUGCGAUAAAAGGCAAAAUCCGCAAAUUCACAAGUGGGAACGUGACUAGGCUUAAAAUUGUUCAGUAAUCAAAAUGACAAUGUUGAGUGCAGAUGCACAAAUCCGAUAUCUGGUCCAGUGGUUCCAAGAGUGGAGUGAAUUUCAAAGAUCUGAUUUUUUGCCGAUAUUGGCGGAAAAAUAUGCAAAUAAAGCGUAUGUCAACGGGAUUAUUAACAGUAUUUCAAAUGUUGAUUGUAGAGACAAACCUAUGUCUUUGUUUGAAUGUAGAGUGAAAUUAUUCAAAGAAUGGUUUAUACACUGGACCACUGAACAAAAACAAAACUUUCUUGCUCAAAUAUCUGACAUAGAUUCAGUUUUUGCCGAGAAACUAAAUGAAGAAAUACAAAAUGGUGUAGUUGUUCACGAACCACACCAAGAAUUAAACGGAGAGGAUAUUUUGGAAGACUAAUAAAAUUAUUAAAUUUUUAUUUUUACAUACAUCUCGAAUAUAUUAUAUUAUGCACUGAAUAUUAUUUUACUCUAAUAUCUAAAUCAAUUUCUGACUCUUUAAGUUGUUUGUAAUAACUUAUACUUGAUGAUAUGCGAAUAGUAUUUAAUGUGAUAUUUUUCUAGAUGGUAUUUAUACUAAAUAUAGUUUAAAAUGUUUAUAAAUUUAUAAACGUAUGUUAUUUAUAUUGAAUUAUCGUAAGAAAAAUGGCAACUAUCUUUGAAACUUAGUAUAUUUGUUGGUUAGCAUUUUCAUUCUGUUUUCAUCACAAUAAAAGAACUUUAGUAAAUUAA